AUGGCAGUGGACUGUAAAGACCAUGCCAGUGGUUUCCAAUACACUGAAGUGGUUAAGUUCAUUAACAAUGAAAUCCUUAUGAAUGGAGGCGGGCCCGAGUUCUAUGAAUCCUUGUGUUCAAGACCUUGGAAAGAAAUAGAAGACCGGCUUCAUACUGUGCUGGUUGAUCCCAACUUAUCACGCUCCCAGAAGAGGUCCUGUGCCUGGAGCGCAUUAGCCCUGAGUGUGCGAAUAAUUGCCAGGCAGCGCGUACAGCAUUCGCGUCGGGUUGAAUUGCUUCAGGACCAGGUUGGGGAGCGUGAUACAGCUUCCAAGACUCUCAGCUCUGAACUGCAGCGGUUACAAGAGGAGAGAGACCAAGCCGCUGUACAGCUACUCUCUACCCAGACUGCUCUACAAAAGGCUAUGGAUGAGCGGGAAAUCCUUCUCGGAAGACUGCUCCAGGCAGAAAGAUCUGCACGGUGUGAUGCUUUUCCCCAGGAUACACCUGAACACAGAAGAGAACAGUAUAAGGUGGUGGCAGGGUCAGUGGGCCAAGAAGAGCAGGUAGAUGUAAAGUUCAGGGAGCAGCAGAACAUGCCACAUUUAGGGGUCCAAAUGCCAGUCCCAGCUACUUUGCCUUAUGCUUUAGAAACUCCAGGUCCUUUUAUGGCAAAAUUGUCCCCCAUUCUUCCUUCACCUAGAAUAAAGCCAGUACAGCACAAUACAAAAACGUUAGUGGGAUAUCCGUAUUCAGCACCUGUACCAUGCCCCGUGGUAGCCUGCCCUGUAGCACUAUGCCCAAGAGUAAUGGAAUCAAGAACACCAGUAGCCACCUCAAGCUCCACACUUAUGCCCCACAUCCCUCCUGCAGGGACCUACUCAUCCCGUAGGUUGGUUGCAGUGGGGUCACAGGAGGCAAUGGGCCAGGGCAGAUGUCUCCUAGGAGAUAAUAUAAACUAUAGUAGAGAUGAUCCAGUGAAAACCCAAAGACCAUCUCCUUCAGGGGACACUGGCAACAACAGUUUCAAAGAUCAGCUGACAGCUCUGGGAUCAAGGAAGAGCACCAGACACCUUGAGAAGAGAGAUGGACUGGUGCGCCAGAAACGAAGUGCUCUAAAGAUCAACACUAGCCACAGUGUAAAGAAAGAUUCAGGAUUUCCCCAGGGGAUGACUGCCAGAGGAAGCAGCACCUCCUGCAGUAUAAAGAAAGAUUUGCUAAUGCCUCACAGGAUGGCUAAUCAGGGGGACAAUAUCAAGUACUGCCACAAGAAAUAUGCAGUGAUCUCCCAGGGGAAGACUGACCUGGGAAAUGGCACCAACCAGAGCCAGAAAGAUCAGAUCAUGUCUCAGGGCACAGAUGUCCUCUGGGAUGCCAGAAGCCAAAGUCAAAAGAACGAUCCAAUAGGAGCCAAGGAAAGCCCCCUGGGUAAAAACAAGAGCUCUUGUCUGAAUAAAUGUCCAAAGGUAGAGCAGAAGGCCAAACCACCACAAACAUCAAAGACCUCAGAAACCAAGCAACAGAAGAAGUGUACUUCACAAGCCCCUUCAAUGAUCUGGGUCUGCCCAUUAUGCCAUACUCUGAAUCACUCAUGGCAAAAGUCUUGCUACAAAUGCACACACGUGUGUAUUUCAACUGAGAGUCAAAAUAUCAACUAA
Molecule: messenger RNA, 1638 nt
Organism: Jaculus jaculus (lesser Egyptian jerboa)
Lineage: Eukaryota; Metazoa; Chordata; Mammalia; Rodentia; Dipodidae
Gene: Tex13d
Product: TEX13 family member D
Exons: 1
Coding region: 1-1638 (545 amino acids)
Source: RefSeq, a predicted model, not a curated record